Messenger RNA from Paramecium octaurelia, 745 nucleotides. The record is from the annotation of a GenBank genome assembly. Lineage: Eukaryota; Ciliophora; Oligohymenophorea; Peniculida; Parameciidae.
AUGGAUGACUAAUUUAUUGAAGAAGACUCUCUAAACUUCACAAAGUUGAAAAUAAUCAUUAUUUAUAUUAUUACAAUGCUUUGCUUUAAUCUUUGUAUUGCUCUCUAUAAGUAAUCCUAGAGAAUUAAUAAGAAUUAUCACAAAUAAAUAAAGAUCAUCUAAUCGAAAAUUAAUGAAAAAUAUUAGAAGGAAUAAAUGAUUAAAUUUUUACUCUUAAACCAAAGAUUGAUAUAGAUAGAGAAGCAUUUGACCUUGUAAAUUAAGCCUUAGAUAAUUGAUAUAAUCUGAAAAGAAAAAUAAAAUUUAGGUUAGGCUUCAUAGAUUGACCAAUAUAUAUAAAUUCUAGAACAAUACCAAUCUCUUCGAAUUAGAAAAAGAACUCAAAAUAGCUAUUAUUGAACUUGCAAUGUAAUAAUCAAAGGAUUUGUAGGAGGAAAGUAAUUCAUAGUUAGGUGAAUUUGUAACAAAACUAAGCACUGCAAAAUACCAAAAAGAGCAAAAUGUGCAUUAAAAAACUGGAAUCCAUGGUGCUUUGAUCGUUAUCAAAUAUUUAGAGGAUAGGUCAGUUUCAGUUAAGGAGAUGAAUGAAAAUAAACUUAGAGUAUUAAUUUUAGAUGUUCUAAAGAAAAAUAAGAAAUUAAAAGUUUAAUUACAGUACACUGAAAAUCCAAUUAUUUAUGAUUCAUUUGUUAUUGAUAAAAAUUCCUCCUGUUAAUGCAGCAAAAUAUUUUGUUAUAUUUAAUGA